Branchiostoma belcheri (Belcher's lancelet) is the source of this 1905-nucleotide messenger RNA. RefSeq names its product dynein light chain Tctex-type 1. Gene Ontology annotation, cellular component: cytoplasm; cytoplasmic dynein complex. Gene Ontology annotation, molecular function: dynein intermediate chain binding. The transcript has 5 exons. The record is from RefSeq and is a predicted model, not a curated record. The coding region runs from base 233 to 574 and encodes 113 amino acids. Lineage: Eukaryota; Metazoa; Chordata; Leptocardii; Amphioxiformes; Branchiostomatidae. Gene Ontology annotation, biological process: microtubule-based movement.
UUCGCCACCAGCAGAUACGUACAUGUACUGCAGUUUUUAUUCAAACUGCUAGAGGUCGCCCUCAAAAGGCGUUCUCGUACUCAGGUUCCUAAAUGGUGACAUGGGAACGAGAUCUCCUUCCCAUCAUUCUUCACUCCCUACCAACGAAACCAAACAUUUCCGGUCGAGCUUCGUUGAUUUCUCCACAUUUACAGCGCUUUUAGACCGCGUACGAAGACACUAAUAAGACACAAUGGACGACUUUCAAACAGGAGAAGAGACAGCCUUUGUAGUGGAUGAAGUCAGCAACAUCAUCAAAGAGUCUGUUGAAGGUGCCAUCGGUGGCAAUGCCUACCAACACAACAAGGUGAACCAGUGGACAUCCAAUGUGGUGGAGCAGUGCCUGAACCAGCUUACAAAGCUUAACAAACCAUUCAAGUACAUAGUGACCUGUGUCAUCAUGCAGAAGAACGGUGCAGGGCUGCACACAGCCAGCUCCUGCUUCUGGGACAACACCACUGACGGUAGCUGUACAGUGAGGUGGGAAAACAAGACCAUGUACUGUAUCGUCAGUGUUUUCGGUCUGGCCAUCUGAGCUGACUUCAACCCACAACAUUCUACCAUUAUAGCUUCCACACAUAACCAUCGUCGAUCAAUGUCCAAGUUUAGGGGAUCUGUACAGAAUUUCUACGUUCACUGCUUGUCAGAGAUAGCUGUCUUCAGCCAGAAAUGUAGUCACAAGUUUGACUCAUGUUGAACUUUUGUGCUUCAACUGGCUUAGUUAGCUGUCCUGACUGUGUGUUUAUAUCAAUCUAUUAAUAAAGGGUUUUAUUCAUUAGUAUAUUGACUACGUUAACCUGCUAUUUCUAACAAGAUUGACAUUUGUAUGGCUUAAUAAGUACUACUGGCGGUGGUGUGUUUAGCUACCUAUUAUUAUUACAUGCACAUAUAUAGGUCAAAGUCCACAAAAUUGUGUUUUAUGUGGCUAAUUCAGAGAAUAUAUUCUCCACCUAUUACUAGCAUAUAGAAUAUGUAUUAUGAAAUGUUGAUAUCCCAGUAGUUUUGAUUACUUUGUUUCACCACUAUAACCUCCUUGGUUUCACAUACGUCUUUUAGACAACAAAUCGUUUGGUGUGUACUUACAAUGUAUUACAUACAUAAAGCUACACAAGUUUCAACUUGAUGUCAGUGCCUUUCUCACUGCUGUAUCAUGCCUUCAAUAGCAAAAAACAUACUACCACAAAUGUUGACUUGUCAUUCUAUAUGCAGUGACAGAAUUGCUACCCUUACUUUUAUCUGUUAGGAUAAAUUGAAAGUUUCAAUGGUUGCAAAAUAUUAUCUUAGUUGUCACACUAUAUCUAUAGUACAUGACAAGUGGUUGUGCUUUAUAUAGUGUGUGACUAUAUAGCAUAAGUUGAUACAGCACUGGAUUUUGGCUGUCAAACAUUUCUGUGUGCAGUUUUGGAAUAUAUAUAACAUGAUGCUUUACGCAUCCUGAGAUGUAGCCUUGGCCAAUACAUUAUACACCACCUACAACUCUAUCCUGGUAUUUUUGGUUUAAAUGCAAACUUUGGCAUUUGAUAUGCACUGUUUUUUGUUGUGUACCAGUUUCAGUAGAAAGUCAUUGAAGAAUGUUGGACUGAAAGAAUCUGGUGAAAUCUGGAUAUCCAAGUUAGACCAUCUGUACAACUAUUCAAACCAUCUCUGACUCCUUACAGCUUUUAGCAGUGUUAGAUUCUGGGUUGUGUUGGGAUGUUUCUUUGCUAGAAGGAGAAACAAUUUUUUUGCACCUUUUUUCUCAAGUGUGUUAUUCAUUUCAUAGCACUUCCCGAUCUUGUUUGUUCUUGGUUUCUGUAAAUAUAGCAUAGUGCUGCAUUAUAGAUGCCAGCUGAAUGAAAUGGUUAGAAUAAAAACUGUACAACCUCA